Messenger RNA from Cinara cedri, 5943 nucleotides. The record is from the annotation of a GenBank genome assembly. Lineage: Eukaryota; Metazoa; Arthropoda; Insecta; Hemiptera; Aphididae.
AUGUUUGAAUCAGACUCCUCUGAUUCAACUGAUAGCGAUAAUAACAACGUGUUUCCUUUUUAUAACCCAUAUUUGAGAAUGCAUCGAGCAAAUUUACAUUUAGAAGUUUUGAGUUCUUCAGAUAGUGAAAGUGAUUCAAGUAUUGAAGAACAUCCCCUUCAGUUUUUUAGUUCUACAUCUAGCAGUGAAGUAAGAUUUUAACUUCAAUAAUAUAUUUUGUUUUUAUUAAUUUUAUUUUACUAAUUUAGAAUGACGCACAAUUAUGCAACUCCUCUGAAGAUUUAGAUCAUCUAUCUGAUGUCUCACAAAGUGAAUCAUUAGUUCAAUCAACAUAUACAGGGAAUAUUAAAAACAAUAGGGUUGCUCCUAAGACAAGUUCUGAAAAUUUUCUUCAUAGACUCUAUAAAAGGUUAAAAAUAAAUGUUUCAUUCAAUUCAAUAAUAAUUAAUAUAUUUGUAAUGUUUUUAGAGAAAUUGGUGAUUAUAACAACUGUGCUAAGUGGAGUAAUAAAUUCUAUCAAUCAGUGGUUACUGUACAAAAACUUAAAUUAAGUAAACAAUUAAAAGAACACCAUGGAUGUGUGAAUUCACUUGACUUUAAUUAUUCUGGCAAUAUAAUAGUUAGUGGAUCUGAUGAUUGUAAAAUAUGCCUAUGGAAUUGGGCUCAAGGAAAAUGUAUUAUCAAAUAUAAUAGUGAACAUUCUGCAAAUAUUUUUCAGGUAGAUUAACUUUUACCUAUAUAAUGGUCAAUAUUACUCUCACUAUUUUGACCCAGUGAAAUACAGAUAAUCAAACAGUAGUUUAAUCAUUACAAUAGUUAUAAUGACAUUAAUUGUAUGUAAAUAUGUGUAAUUAAAAAUAUAAAUAUGUAAAAAAAAAAAUAAAAACAUUAUUUUGUCUUCGAAAACUCUAAAUACAAUAUUUAUAUAAAAUUCCAUAAUGGAGAAAAUUGUAUACCGAUAAUGUUUUAUUUAAUUCAUUAUUAUUUCUCUAGACUAAAUUUCUUAUUACUCAAGGAGACAACCAUAUUAUAUCAAGUGCUCGAGAUGGUAGGGUCGCAUUAUAUACUUUGAAUAACACAGAUGUUAUUUAUCAUAAUACAAUAGCACGUCAUGAAGGCUCUUGUAACAAACUUGGUGUACACAGUGAAUUGCCAUAUGUGGUUUUAAGUUGUGGAGAAGAUGGAAUUGUUAAAAAUAUUGAUAUUCGAGAAUCGGAUUUUCAAAAAGUGAAAGUUACAAAGUAAGAAAAAAAUAUUUAAUAAUUUCUGUUUCCAUUUUCAAUAGGUAUCUAUUUACAAUGGUUUAUAUUUUAUAUUUAACAGUUAAUUAGAUCUUGAGUUUUUAACAAUUAUAGAAUAAUUCUUAAAGUUUUUUCAGGCAACAACUAUUGAUUUUAUAAUUAUUAUGUUAUUGUUAAUAUAUGGGGGGUUCCCCAUAUAUAUUAAAAAAUAUGGGGGGGAACCCCCAUAUUAAUAUACUACAUCAAUUGUAUUUUAUGUUUUUGUCAGAGAUCACUUCAACUUUUCCUUAACAAGUAAAUCUUACAAACUGCAUAGUGUAUUUGAAGGUGUCAUUAAUAUAACCAGACUGCUUUAUUUUUUUUGAAUUGUUCAGGACGAACAAAACAAAAUUAGUUUAUUCAAAAUAAUACAUUUUUAAUAUAUUUUCAAACCAAAAUGUAGAUUUUUCUUCAAUGAAUAAUAUGCCAUGGUAAUUAAUCCAAUUUUUGAUGAAAAUGGAGCUGCCUGGUUAUUACGUUGACACUGUACGUGUUGACACACGCCAUAUGAAUUGACUAUUUAAGAAUUAUUAUUUAUUUGAUCAGCCCAUUUUCUCAAUAAACUCCCUAAACAAACGCCUCCGCUUCCUUCAUCCACUGAUAAUUUCUAACCAAAUUAAUUUAGCAAUCAAACUACUUAUCUACUAAUCUCUUGGUUAUGUAGGAUAAAAAUCUCUAUGAAAAUACCAUAUUUAAUGAUUAUCACAGAGAAUACUGUGACUGGAAUUAAUCAAGUUUUAUUAAUUAUUUCAGUUGUUUCAGAUUAAAUUUUUACAAAAUAACUGGAAAAUAAAAAUAUAUGAGCUGAAAUAAUUCAUAGGCAAAUAUCAAAAAAAAAAUUAAAAUUAAAUUUAGAGACAAUAUUUAUUGAACUAUAAAUAUUGUGAUUGUAGUUGCAGAUUUUAAAUGGGUAAACAUUAAAUGUAGACCUCUGUUGAUAAUCUUGCAUUAUAUCUUUGUCAUACUAUUUGAGUUUAGAAUUAUAUAAUUUAAAAACACAUUUGUGUAAGUCUGAAAGAUUUAUUAUUUAUUAUUUAUAGUUCUAGAAUCUUGUAUACAAAAUAGUCAUGCAGACUUUUUGCGUUUACACUCUUAACACAUUAUUUAAAACAUAAUCGUUAUCACCCUGUUAUUCAAUUUAUUUAUUAAAAUUGAAAAAAUCUGAGAGUUAUAAUUUGGAAGUUGGAACUGCCAAGUAUAGUUGUGCCCAUAGUACUAUUAAUUUACAACUUGUCUUUGUAACUGGUAUUUAAUUAUUGUUUACAUUAUAAAUAUCCAGUGUUAAAUCAAUACAUUUCUCGCUAUGCUCAGAAUCUAUUGUUUGUAUCUUCUCAUAGUUAUAAUUUUUCUGUUUACUAGUGUACUUAAUCUGAGAAACGCUCCCGGUAACAUUAUGGCUAUUUAUGGUAUUGAUAUUAAUCCUAUAAAGCCAUGGGAAUUUAUUAUUUACGGUGAUGAUGAAUAUGUAAGAAUGUAUGACAAAAGACACAUACCUUCAGGACCAGCUAAAAUAUUCCGCCGUCCUUCUGUUAGUAUAAAUAUAUUAUAAAUAAAUGUAAUUAUUUACUCACCAUUUUUAUCAUUUCUAGACCAUAGACGAUAAUGGUUAUGCUUCAAGAACAAUAUCACAUAUUACAUCUGCUGUGUACAGUUAUUGUGGAACUGAAAUUUUAGCUUCGUAUAGUGAAGAUGAUAUUUAUUUAUUUGAUGCUAAUGGUUCACCAGAAACUUGUUUACAUCAUUACACAGGGCAUCUUAAUAGAAUGACUGGUGUGCUAUUUUAGUUAAUACUUACUUAACUAAGGCUAAUUUAUUUAUUUUUAGUUAAAGGUGUUAACUUUUUUGGACCUAGAAGUGACUAUGUGGUAUCUGGUUCAGAUUGUGGUUAUAUAUUUAUGUGGGAUAAAAAUACUGAAGUUAUUGUCCAGAGAAAACACGCAGAUAUAAAAGGAGUUGUAAGUUUACACAUUCUAGCUACAUAAAUUAUAUUUAUGUUGAUAACUAAUAAUUUAUUUUUUUAGGUAAAUGUAUUAGAGGCACAUCCACAUUUACCAACUUUAGCCACUAGUGGAUUAGAUCACACUAUCAAAAUAUGGGAACCCUUAAAUACGUGGCAUCAACUAAAUAGAAAAAAAUUAAAAUCGGUAAAUUAAAUAUUUAUUUGUGUUUGAAUAGCUAUCUACAGAUACAAGUUAUUUCUAUCUCUAUAAAUAUUGUAUAUAUGUAUUUUAUACAAAUCUACAGUUUUAUUCCGAUCUUGAUAACAUUUGGACACUAACUACUUUUUGUCCUGAAAUUCAAUACUUAAAUAGCCCAUACUAGAUUUUACUUUCUGAACGCAACGAGGAAUGUAUUGCUUUUACUAUAAUAUUUAUUUUAUUUUUGUGUCUGUGUAUAUCUUUCUAUCAAAAAUCUUGCUUAAAUAGAAAAAUGACGACAAAAUUUUUUUUUACCACAUUUUUGGCCUAGUUGGCGCAUUCGUAAAGAUUUUUUUUUAAUUUUCCAAGAAGUUUUUAAGAUAAUUUAAAAUAAAAACUUAUAGGAAAAAUGGAUACAUUUUUGGAAAAAAAUGUUUUAUUAUUUUGUUAAUUUUGUAAUUUGGUAAAAAUAAUUUUAGAGACCUGAAAUUGAAUGAGUAGAUUCCUCUAUUAAUUUAAAUCAGGCAAUAAUAUAUAAUUGAGAUAGGAGUAGAAUAGAAAUAAGUAAAGAUCCUAAAUUGAACUUGUUUUUAUUGAUUUCAGUUUUUGAAAGUAUUUUUUAAAAAAUUCAGCUUUUAAAUGAUAAAAAAGAGCAAUCAAAUUAGCAUAGUGCUAGGUUAUCAGCUAAAUUAUCUAGUGUCAUCCAUAUAGUUAUGAAUCAAAAAUGUACAUUUGUAUUUCAUUAACUGUAAGUUUUAUGUAACAGAUUUUAAGAUAAUAAUUGUUUGAUAAAGUAAAUAGAUAAGCAUAAGAAAUUUGUUAGUGAGUGAAGUCUGUUGAUUCAGCUAGUUUAUAUUAUAAAAAAUGUAUAUAUAUAUAUAUAUCAUGUAGGAAUAUCAGGAAAUUAAAAUUCUCAAUACAGUAAAAUUGUCCAGUAUAUUUAAUUAUUUCCUAACAUUAGCAGGAAAUAGUAACUGUAAUUGUAUUAGGACAUUGGAUUGGUAUAUGGUUUGAAAAACAUUUUUGUAUGCAUGUCAUUUUAGAUACAAUCCAAUUUUAGUAGACUUAAUCAUUUAACUAAAUCAAGUGAUCAUUUAUGAGUUAUCACAGACAAUUUAAAUUUCAUAUCCAUACUUAGAUAAUAACCCCUUUUUACUCUAGUUUGCAUUUUACCUUAUGUCUCAAAAUUGUUGAAGAUAAAUAGUGGACCAUCUGUAUUUAUAUAUAUAUAUUAAUAAAAGGAAGUGUUUAUUUAUUCUUGUGCAUUCUGUAACCAGGAGCAGACUGGGACUAAAAAUGUCACCGAGAUAUAGAUCUAGAGUGACCACAUAAGUAUAUUGUUUGUAUAUAAAAAGAUAAUUAUACUAUCAAUUGUUGAACUUCUUAAAAUUUAGAAGUGAUGUAAACUAAAUGGACUAUAAGUUUUGAAGAAAAGUUGAAUCAUUUUUCCAAAAUAGAAAUAGCUUUGUCAAUUGUAAAUUUAAAAUACCUUUUCCUAGUAAGAACUAUUUUGAAUUGAAUAAACUUGUCUAAUAAUGACCUUGCUGUAAAUCACAUCGACAAAUUAAAUUCCAAAGAGGAAGACAUUUCUUCUACAGUAUCAGAUUUCCCCACUUGUCGAAUAAUUCAAUUUAUUCAUGUCACAUCUCCUGUAAACCCCAAGAGCUGUCACUGUAACGUCCACAGGCCACAUGGCCAAAUUAGGCACUGGCCCACCGGGAAAUUUCUCUGCAUCCUGGCAGCCCAGUCAGCUAGGUCUGUGUGCACCUUGAGCCAGAUUUCAAAAAUUCAACUCUUAAAGGCUAGAAAGUUUAAAUUUGGAAAAUAGUUUAUUGGAAACGUAUUUUGAUGGAAUCAUAUUUUGUCUAUAUAUAAUAUUUUGAUAAUGAUAAAUGAUAAAAAUUAUGUUAUCAUUAAAAAAUUAUUGUAACAGUUCCGAUAAAUACAUUUCUAACAAAAUAUGCUUCCUACAAAAAAAAUUGUCCACAUUAAUAUGGUUCUGAGCAUUUUUCAAUGUUUUACACACACGCACGACUCCACGUUUUAUUUUUGUUAUUUACCUACACUACAGUGUAGAAGCCAAAUGUAAAAUUAUUGUUUUUAAUUUUCUUCUUGAUAUUUUGUAUGCAAUUAUAUUAUACGUUAUUUAUUAAAUUUAUAGAAUUAUUAUGUUAUACAUAGAUAUAAACUUUUAUUUUAUUUUUAUACAACACUCAAUAUUUUGAAAGAUAUUAAUGUUUAAAAAUAAAUAUAUUGUUUGACAAUUUAAGUACAAGCUUCUCUAAAAUGUUAUAUUAAAAUCAUAUUUAUUUGUUUUUACCUUUAUUUGUGAAGGUGAAAUGACUACCAUAUAUAUUAUCUAUAUUUUAUUAAAAUUGUAAUUUUAGAAGUAGUAUGAUUAUUUAACUAAUUUAAUUUAAAAUAAUAUUUAAUUUGUUUAUUAUUUAUAGAGUCUGCUGAAAAAUCAAAAGGAAAGAGAUCGAAGAGCUCCUAGUGCUUAUCAUCAGGACUUGUUUUUAUUUUAA